Molecule: messenger RNA, 10465 nt
Organism: Porites lobata
Lineage: Eukaryota; Metazoa; Cnidaria; Anthozoa; Scleractinia; Poritidae
Source: the annotation of a GenBank genome assembly
AUCAGAGUGUUCUUGAUACAAACGUUUCUAUUCAAUUAUUUAUCAUAGCUGAUUGACUAGCAAAAACUUUGAGGUUUUUAACGAACACCCUACGUCUCUCUUUAUAUCAUGACGCUUAAGUAAACUUUUAUGUCAGAAAAAGGCUUCAUGGCAGCUGUUUUGUGACAUCUUCCGUACAGGGUUUCGAAAUGGAUUAAUAAUAUGACCGGUGGAAACGAAAACUACAGUCCCACUGGAAGCGUUUCAUCUCGAAGGAGCAGUCGAGGAAGCCCAGCUCUGAGUUUACAAGAAAAAAUUGAUCUCAACUUGUUUGUGUUUCCGUUGGAAAAGAAAUACAGGUGUCCAAUUUGCGAAAGCGUUCUUCGAUACCCGGUACAGUUUGAGGAGUGCGGCCACCGAGUGUGUUCGUCGUGCUUUCCCGAACUAGCGAGGUAAGAUAAGUCGUUACAGUGAAAAUAAAUGCAAAGUAACUUGGUUUUUUUGUCCGAUUUUAAUGAUAAUGAGAAAUCCGGCGUUGCCCUUUUGUUAAAGCAACGUCUGAGGUUUAUAUAGCAGAGAAAGGCACACGGUUUUAAAUUACGCCGUUCAAUUGGAGUCGAUUUAGGUUUACAAACACGAGCUGAAAUAAAAGCACUUGUGUAGUGAUCAAUUUUUAUUUCAUGAAUACGUGCAACAUUAACAUGAGGAUAAUCCGCGUCUCUCGGAUAUUGCGCAAGCUUUACAUUAAAUCUCAAUUGUGUCAAAUUGAAAAUUUACAAGGGAAUAGGACAGGUGUAGGUUUUUCACUGGCCUGUGAAUGAUUCAUCUUUUAUUUUUUCAUUUAAUAUCUUCAAUAUCUUUUGUAGCCACGUAAAACAAUAAAGUCAUCUAUUCCGUUAUUUUCGGGUCCUGUUUUGUGAACAUGGAAAUCACCAAACGAGGUGACGAACAAAUAAAUUGAUGCUGUUUCGGUGUUUAAGAACCUUUUCAAAGGAAAUGAAUGGGAAUUAUUUAUUUUUUUUAUCUGAGUCUCACAUACACUGCAAUUGAAUGGUUUUAGGAGUGACCCGUGAAAUGCAAACUGAUUUUUCCAACGAAUGAACUUGGCCGCAGACACUUAACAAACAAAGCUUAAAUUUAUGCAAUAGAAGCAAAUUUCUGAAAUUUGCAUUGAAACCAAAAAAAUUGAAUCUGAUUUUGAGUUACGCUCUUCAGUGUUAUUACAGAGUCACUAUGUUUGGUGUUAUUAUUGUUGUUUUUAUAUUUCAGAUUAGAACCACGUUGCCCUGUGGAUCAGACACCCAUCAACAAAGACGCGGUGAGUUGUACUGAGCUCGUAGAUGUUUAAAUAUUAUGCAGAAAAACUGCUUUAAUUUCUUAAUUUCUUCACCCCAAGGGUCGAGUUGAAAAAAAAUCUGAAUUAUAGCAAUGUUUUUAGAUCAAGCUUCGAUCUAUGGUUUCAAUUUGAAUGAUCGCACUUUAAUAUUACUUGAGCGGCAGUCAAAAGGCAGAUCAGGCAGCUCAUGCAGAGAGUUAGGUAAACAGUACUACAAGUGCAACACGACAGCACUGCCCGGCUAUACCGCCUGCUUCCGCUUCAGCUGUCAUUUAAAUAAUUCCAAUUUUGAUUUUCAUAUACUGAAUAAAAAGAUAAGCUACUCCCUAAACAAGAUAAACAGCACCACAUGAGAGUUGAUUUCAGUAAGAUGGAGUCAAUUUUAAUGAACAUCGGCACGCGUUAUUAAACACUUUUUAAAAACCUUCAUGCUAUCUUUUUUGUGCUGAGAACGUAAAUGGAGGGCUAUUUGAACCCUUUUACUGAAAUUUUGAUCUUAAUCUUGAAAACUCCAGUGACAGGAAGAGAAAUAGUGAAAAGACUUGUUGUUUUUCUUUCCGAAAAAUUCAAGUUGGUCCAUUUGGAGGCAAGACAAAACUUUUUAAUCCCCUACCGGAACAAAAGGUGUAUAAUGUACGGGGCGAUCUGAGGCACUAUUUUACCACAGAGACCUCUGCAUAUGGAAAUACGAUUUAGCUUAACUACAAGUGUGAUUUUAAAGGCAACCGUAUAGCCUCUCAGACAUGACGAGUACCAUUAUUAUCCACGACACUGAAGUCGGAGAGGUAGAGACCACCAGUAGUAGUUUAUUGCGCGGAUUAUUUACAUAACACCUCUUUAUUUUUGCAGGCAUAUGUUGACAAGGCUUUUAACAACGAGAUCUUAGCACUUGAUGUAAAGUGCAAAAACAGUGAGGAAUUAGGCUGUAAAUGGGAAGGAGAAUUUCAGCAUUACCAGGUGAUAAAUACACAUUUGGUUUGACAAAAAUCCUUCUCUCGCUUCCCAGAACGAAACUAACGAAGCACGUGAACGGCAUAUUUUAAACCAACAACCACAACAACAAACAAAACGCCCAGAGAUUAAAAAAUUAUGGUAAAGAAGCUUUCAGCAUCCCGCAACGCAAAACUGGAAAAGGCUUGUAAACCCAGCCAGUCUACUAAACGGACUUAUCAUCCAUAUUUAUUACAGCAAAUGAAUUCUAAAACUUAAAAAUACAAAAACAAAAACAGAAAACAAAACAAAAUCUGAAAAAGUUUUACGCUCACGAUGUGGUAUUUAAACGGCUGUUUUCAUAAUUUCCCGGACCCCCAUGGGUUAUUUUGACAGAGUGGAUGUACAGAUUAUUGCCGAUUUUGUACUGGCUAUACCAAAAAUAGGUGUUAAUGCUUUUAAAUAUAGAUCCCUGCAGCUCUGGAAAUGUACAUAACACAGUCAUGUCAAUUCAUUGCUUUGUUAUGAAAAACUAAUUUUGGGCUAAUGGAUAUCUUUAGUCAAUUUCUCUUCGUUUAGAAGUAAUUUUGGAGAAAGAGGAGAUUAGCAACAGCAACAGUAAAAACAACAACAACUUUGAUAAGCAUGAUAAAAAGAAAGAACAUUUCCCGAUUUGAUUUUUUAUGUUUAUGAUACAAACCAGUGAAGUUUACAUAUUAAGCACACUGUACAUAAAAAGCGUUUGACAAGGCUCAACUUUGGAAAAAAGAGAGAGAGAGAUGAAAAAAUAAGCACCUGUCUUCGUCGUCUCUUUAAGCCGGAACAUGCACUACGCGUGGGUAGUGAUCCAUCUCUAUUGCACUUUCUGUUGUAUUAUCUUUGUUCAUUCGAAUUUUAAAUCGUUCGAAUUGUUUUCUGAAAUACCCAGCAAGAUCAACCCCUCGAAAAAAUCUGAUCCCAGUGCAGUCGGCGUUAUUAAAGGACGAAAAAACUUGUUAUAUACAAAGUUCAAUUUUUAAACCUUUCGGUAAGAAAAUGAGCAUGUGUAUUUUUUCCCUUUUUUUAUUACCUAGCGGAAGAUUAAUCUUAAAUGGAAGAUUAUUAAGUUCAUUUGUCAUAAAAGAAAGAGUGAUAUUUUAAGAAACUGUUCCUAAUAUAUAAAAUGCCGGAAGUGUUCCCUCUCAACUUGUGAAUUUUCACAGACUUUUUUCCCUUCUGUUUUCCUUUCUUGUCACUAAUUCAGUGUGAUUUGUCAAGGUUUCGGUAACCAUCGUUAAUAGAUAUCUCGGCUAUCAAUCUAAAGCUUUGCCGAGCAUUGUUUAACUCGCAUGUUCAAAUAAAAAGUUUACUCUGUUUAAUGAAAAUGCGGUUUUUUUUAAGCUGGCACGUCGGAUAGGAGGGCGCCCGUCACACAAAGAAAGACAUUCAAUGAACAAAUUUGUCUCAAAAUUGAUUCUGUUGAAACCUUCGGGAGAGCAAUACGGGAAUUAAUUCUUGACGUUUUAGCUUAGUUGUCAUGGCACGAGCUAUAGAUAAACAUUUAAUCAAGAUUUUCCGGUGAAAUCCGCAGCAGUGAGCAAAACAAUACGCAUGUUUGCUUAAAAUGUCAAAACUAUCAUCCUUGGGGUUCUUGCACACAAGGCGAAAUUUAGGUUAUUUUGCAAUUUGAACUGCAGGAUCAGCUGAAUCAUCUCCAUUUUACAUUAUCCUCAAUACUGGACUUCACUUUAAUCAAUCAGCAUUGUGUCAGCGUUCAUUAAACUUAGGGACUGUUUACAUGGAGGGCCACAUGUUUUCUGUAUUCAGUUUACAUUCAAACGGUUGUACCUGCCCCUUCCAAGCCGAGAGGAAGGAAGAUCCCAGCACCAUGUAAAUUACUUUCGCUGGGAAGAUCCUAGUACCAGGGACAAACUAGGCAAAGAUGGCGGCAGGUAGUUCAGUGAGUAUAACGGCAGUAAAGGCCGACGAUUUCGUUUGGCGUUACCACGAGCUGAUAAUUGUGAUACUUCUGCUGAAAGGUAGUUGCUGAAGCCAGUAAAGAGAGCAGAAGGGUCGAAAUUACAUUUUUGUUACAGUCGCCCACCAUCUUUAAUUCCCUCUUUACUUGGUCACCACAAGGACCGAGAUUGGUAUGCAUAUAAACCCAAUUGAAAGUGGUUCCGCCUUCUAGGAUCUUCAGUGUGACUUGCACGUGAUUCGUAAUUGCAGCCAAUGAAAAUCGCACAAAUUUUCUGGACGGGCAUGGGGUACGGGAAAGUUAAAAAACAAUUUGUGACUCCCAUGUAAAAGAUCGCCGACCAAAUUUAUGAGCCUGGCUGACAACGUCAUCCCGUGUAAAAAGUUAACCCUUUUGCCCGAGCCAAAAGCGCUCGCGCAUGCUCUGUUUGUCUCGGCUUGGGCGAAUUGACCCAACUGGGCGAGUAAAUGCGUCUUUAUGGAGAAAAGUUAGCCUGGCUAGGAGGGUGACCCUAACAACACCGAAAAGGGUGACGUCACUUCUAGCAGAGUCAACGUUGGUUUCUCAUAUAAACGGUUCGCCACAUUUUGCAAGGAGAUGUAUGAAAAGUCAGCUCGCCCAGGGUAACCUUGGGCAGCCAGGCCACCUGACCUGACCCUUCUCGUCGGAACAACUUUUCUCCAUAAACGGGGCCUUAGUCAUUAUAUUUUUAGCGAGCAGGUCAUGCACAUAGCAUGUAUUUUUACUAUCAUUAUUAUUCUUUCCACUGAACAGGGCUUCUCGGUGAAACGAAUGUCUGAAUUGUUUUUUAAUAGAAAGGUGAAAUCAAAAACGGAGAAACUAACAACAACAAAGAGGCGUUGAAAAAAAUAUAUGUGUAAUAAAGCAGCGACAACUAGUUUGAUAUAAAGAAUGACGUCACUGCCUUCUUAAUAUUUCCCUGUUCCUUCGAUGACACUCAUGCAUAAUUCUUUAUAUCAUACUUAUUAGCCUUAUCCAAUAAUUGCUUAUUAUUGCUCAUAGCGUAAAAUGCGGACAUCUGCAAUGACGAAUUACUUGACAUGAUUUGGCAUUGCUCCACAUACUGACCGUCUAAACGAAUUAUCUACCGAUUACAGUGUGAAUGUUCUUCUACCUUAUUGUCAUUUAUUUUCGAGAGAGAUUUUUCGCGAGAGCGAUCUCCGUUGAGGAAAAAAUUCCAGAUCCACAAAAACAGGUUCUUUUUUACCGUAAUGCAGACAAGGGUUUGCGACCAGAACAUGAGCGAUAGCCUUUGCAGCGAGGUCAAAGCUACGGAAAGAAUGCUGUUACCAUCCAAGAGUGGCACCUCUACUAACACAAGAGCAGAAUAAAAAAAAUGUCUCCAUUCAUCUCGAUAUAGAAGAAAGAAACUAGUUCAAUGUAGGAGGUUGAGGGGCAAUAUCCACCAUUUUGUGUGUUUUGGUUUCAGGAGCAUGUGAAUGUGAAUUGUGAGUACCGAGAAAUCCUUUGCCAGAAUGACUGCGGAGCUAAAUUUCAGAAACGAUUUCUGCAAAAACAUCUUGAUAGAGACUGUCCAAAGAAGAUUAUCGCCUGUCCGUACUGUGACGACCGACACAUGCGAGAAGACAAAAAGGUGAAAUACCUUGUGAUAGUUCCUAUAAAAUGUGCAAAUCUUACUCUUCAAAAGCAAGUGCAAUAGACCUUUUCAGCUUUUUUGUUUUUUUCCCAAUUCAGACACGUGACGUUCUCCAGUGAAUUUGCCUUUUGGCUUUUCAUAAUUUCUGCAAAUAUAUGUAUGUAGUACACGUUCAUAGGGCGACAUUUAAAAGAAACAGUUCCCUGGGGUACCAUAAUUAACGUGGUCUGAAAAAAGAAAACAGAACAUACAGGCUAAAAAGGUCUAUAAUGAGAGACUAUUUUUCGCAGAAUAAUUUUUGACCCCAACAUCCAAAUUCAUAUUAAGUUCUUCAGACCGUUCUCCGCACAUUUCCCUAAGAAUUAGUUGAGACUAAUUCUCGCGACCUUUCCUCUUAAUCAUGUAAUGAUAUUGUUAGGAGAAAGCUGACUUUGGUCACUCUGCUGAAUGUGCAAUAAGGGGAAGAGCACUUAGCUACCCCGACUACUCCAGCUAGCGUGCAGGCUCUGCAUGCCAUUAAUCACAAUGAAAUCAAACAAAUUAAACAUAAAAUCUCGGUAAGUCCCGACUGGUAGUUAGAGUUAAAGUGAACUAUUUACGAGCUUGGCAGAGGAAAUGUACUCGGGACAGCAGAGAACAUUUUGGUGAAGGUCAGAGCGAAAUUCGUAUCCGGACAAGUGCAUGUACUCAGUAAAUGUAUUCCGGCCGUCAAUUCAGUCAAUUGGUCAAAUAAUUACUGUUUUCCUUCCACAGGCACAUCUGGCAGAAGAGUGCACGAAAUUACCACUGCCGUGCCCAAACAAAUGCGACAAGACGCUGGAAAUACCACGUGAUGAGGUACGUUUCAUCACAGGGUUCGUUCAGUAGUAUGCUGGUCAAUUCUUUGGGUCGCAGGCUCGACUGAAUCUCGACCGGACCAACACAUAGGGGCUGGCUUGCAAGUGACAAUGGUUUGGAUGAACACGCUGGCCGGUAUCACAGUCCUGUCUCCAGAAGGAGUAUUAAGAAAAGUAGAACCUGACAGUGCUUUCGAACAUAAUACUUCGCGCGAGAUACAUUGAUCCUUAGUUUAUUUACAGUCUAGUUCGCAGAGAGGUGUUCUCUGGAUAGUGGCGUUGUAGUAGCCAGCAUUUACAUAACAAAUUCGCAGUAGUAACAACCAAAAAAUGUAUUUGAAUUAACGUUGUUUUUUUUUUCAUAGAUGGACAAACACAUUGAGGAGGACUGUCCAAAGACGAAGAUGAGGUGUGAAUUUGAAGCCAUUGGUUGUACACAUCGGGUAAGACUUUACAUAUCCAAAACCAGUUAUUGUUUGUUCCACACUUAACUGAUAAGCGUUAUCUUGUUUUUGGCCCGGGGAGGAUACUCCCUCUGACGGCCUUUACGGGUAGGCUCACUGAGGCUCAGCUUGGAAGGGUACCUUUUUCAGGCUUCAGGGUAGGGGUCACCCUGGUUAAAAUAUAUGAAAGAGUAGGUAAAUCUGUCAUUGUGGUCUUUGAAACGAACUGAAAGGCCUGACUAAAAAGGGCAUUUUAAGGUUGUAAAUAGACUAAGAGGAGUCCCUCAUUUUCCAUCCAGGAUAGUAGAGCUAGCGAAACGCGAGCGGGCGUGAAAAUCAGCCCACGCGAGACGCGGCGCGGAGAGAGAAAAAUGAGGCGCUCGCGUUUCGCUCGCUCUGCUAUCCCUGAGGGAAAAUGAGGGACUACUCGUAGUCUAGGUCGUGAAAAAGACACGAAAACUUUCUGGCUUAGUGAUUUAUUCAUCUUUGAAAGAUGGUGCAUUUACUCUUUAAGGGUCCUUAAGCAAUGUGGUGCGCCUCCAGCUUAGCUGGCUAAGGUUUAUACAACCAUUGUUCGUCCUGUUCUAGAAUAUGCUGCCCCUGUCUGGCAAAAAAUACCAGAUUUGCUAUCUUGUAAGAUUGAGGGCAUUCAGAAAAGGGCUAUGCGCAUCAUUUUUCCUUUAAUGAGUUACAACGAGGCAUUAAAUGCCCUUAAUUUAACAACUCUAAGUGACGGACGCGCCUAUCUAUGCCAGGUUUAUAUUGAUAGACUCCGGAAUGAUAAUCACCCCUUGCAUUUUAUACUCCCCAAACAGGAGGAGGUUGUGCAUAAUUAUAAUCUUAGAUCUGGCAUUAGCCGCUCCACGCGUCCUACUUGUAGGACCAAGCGCACGCAAGAGUUUGUCACGCAUAAGUAUACCUAGUGGUUUGUACAAUUAUAUUUUCUAGUAUCUAUUGGAUUUAUUGUAUUAUAUUUUAGUAUUAUAUGUUUUGUAAAUAGCUCUGUAAUUCAGCCAUUCUGAAUAUUGCUGCAAUGAGUCUUAAUAAACAGUCAUUAUUAUUAUUAUGGCAUAUAAAUGGCAUAUAAAAGGGUAAGGGGUUGGACCUCGGGGUGGAGCCUCCCGUAUAAAAUCUUGUUGGGUACCUCGAUGAGGUGUUGUGCAUGUGUCUUGAACUGGAUGAAUUAAAAUGGAGCUUUGGGAAUAGGCGCAAUUGUGUAACCGUUGUUUCUUGCAAUGUCCCGGUAAAGAGCUUGCUUGCUGGCUUCUUACAAAAGUACGUUGGACAUCUUUCUCUUGCAGUGCAGCCGAGAAAAACUUCCAAAGCAUUACAAGAACAACAUGGUUGAGCACGUCAAGUCGAUCUUCAGCAAGAUAUCCCAAGAACAUGAAAGACUAGAGAAGAAUGAAAGGAUGCUUACAGAAAACGUCGACCGCAUAAAACAACUGGACAAGCGCGUUGGAGACCUGGAAAAAAUCGCUAACAGUCAGCUGAUCUGGCGGAUCGAGGACUACACGCGGAAGCUGAAGGAAGCGAAGGCGGGCAAUAGUGACACGCUGUUCAGUCCAACGUUUACAACCAGUAAACACGGCUACCGCCUGUGCGCCUCCGUGUGCUUGAACGGCGACGGAAAGGGCAAAGGCACGCACAUGUCUGUGUUUAUCAGUGUACUUAGAGGUGAGUGAAAUGGUUAGAAAUUACAACGAGUUCAUUCAAGAAGUUUGAUUAACAAACAGUACCGAUACAUCAUGCCUUUCAGUAAGAAACUAUAAGCUCAAUGUUGCCCGCCAUUACAGUUUUACACAACUCCUACCUCUAUAACACAGACACCGUUUUUAAAAUAUAUGGUCUAUAAGCAUUGUCCCUUUAGUUUAGCAAAAAAAAGUCUUUUCUGCCCGCAUCCUCUACAACGGCUCUUAAGCCCCGCGGAAAAUGAUGGAACAUUGUUGGAUGCUACAUGGUCCUUCCGUUUGUACACCCUGUUGUAUGUUAUUAAGAGAUAUUGCGCAAAGUUUGAAACCGGUCAAACUUUUGACCCAACAACUCCCAACAUUUCUUUUGUUCCGUGAUUUCCGAAGCGUAGCGCUACAAUGUUGGAUCCGUUUGCACAGCUCUUCCAACAUUGUUGGUGGGGGCCAAGCACGCUCAUUACGCUCAGCCUCCAAAGUCUCAUGGGCUGUAUCUUUCCCACGAUGCACUGCGGGUCCCAGCAUUGUUGGGAGUUGUUGCAUCCGUUUGUACACCACUGCCAACACAGACGCAACAACUUCCAACAAUGUUGGGAGUUGUUGUGUAGGUUUGCACGUAGCUUUACGUUUAGAGCCCAUCUGAAUAAUCAGUUAAAUUUGUUCUCAGGAGCUUUCGACGCUUUGCUAAAAUGGCCGUUCGACUAUCGAGUCACGUUUUACUUGCUGGAUCAAGACGACGACCACACACAUCGGAAACACAUCAAAUUCACCAUCAAACCCAACCCCUGUCCAGAGAACGAGCCAUUCCUUGGAAGACCAAAACUGGAGAAAAACGCCAGCUUUGGUGGUGCAAAAUUCGCUAAACACGAAGAAAUCGAGACCCGGAACUACCUCAAGGACGAUACCAUUUUCCUGAAAAUCGCCAUUGAAUGUGAUGGACUUAGUGAGCCAUGAAAAACAAAGCAGGUUUAGAUCUUCAGUAACAUGCAACUGGAUUUCUGUAACUCCUGUCAAUGAAGGGCCUGUGUUUCCAUAUGCGCAUGUACGGAUUUGAUUGACACUGAAAGACUUUUAACAAAUAGCAAUCGCACAACUUAGUAACGCGUGCAUGCCACUCAAUGUUGCGUGAAGACAAUACUGCAUCGAAUGGAAACACAUACAAUUUAGCUCUUACCAACUCGCAUCCUCAUCGUUUCUGCCAACUUACACUUUUUCCACUUUUAGACACUACCCUUGGAAAAGCAAUGCGCUUUCGUUUUUAAAACCCCUGGAGGACAGGGGAUACUUCAAUCAUACUAAAAAACAACCAAAUAUUCCUUGAAAACCCUCCGCAAAUGACAGAUAAUUUCUUGCAUACGAUAAUACAUGAUAUAUUUGAUACGAUAAGCGCAGCGCAUGCGAAGAAGCAUGUACAGGCCCAUGAUUAUCAGUACAUAUAUUUUCUCGUUGUAUACCUAGGUAGAGCAAAAUAUAGCUUAAGCCACGGAUUAACUGACAGCUCAAUCACCAACAAACUCCAUUUAUUGCGCAGAAGUUUCUCUGGAAGAAGUGUGAAUGGAAUGGUCAGAUUGGGUUUAUCAGUGCACAGUUUAUAGGGAAUACGAUCAUAUUAUAUUAUACUAUUGAAUUACGGCUGUGUGUUAGAAAAAAUGCAGAGGAAAUUUUUAUAUGCAGUUAU